This is a messenger RNA of Punctularia strigosozonata HHB-11173 SS5, 531 nucleotides long. RefSeq lists its product as uncharacterized. Bases 283 to 522 code for a protein of 79 amino acids. The transcript is spliced from 5 exons. Lineage: Eukaryota; Fungi; Basidiomycota; Agaricomycetes; Corticiales; Punctulariaceae. The record is from RefSeq and is a predicted model, not a curated record.
CAAUUUGAAGCUCGCUUUCGCUUUGAUGACAGCAACGCGGAUUGAUAUAUCGCUCAGAUACGAUACGCAUGGGUGGGAUGGAACUUGAAAUGGUCGCCAAGUGAGUGUAACACCGGUACACGUUCUCCGCAUCAACACCCAUUUCCGUAAUACAGUAUUCCUUCUCUUCCUAGCUGUAAGCACGGAACCCCAACAUCAGCAAUUCACCGAAGACCAGAAUUGAGCAUCGUCAUAACAGAACCGCUACAUACCAUUCACAUUCGCCUUACUCGUGAAUCUAGCAUGGCAUUCAUCUUCGUGGACACAGGAUAUUUGCAAUCAGUGGGCAUACAGCCAGCAGCUGUAUCUCAUCCUCGUGACGGUCGUAUCAAUGAUUAUAAUGCUGUUCCGGGUUUACGCUGUCUCCAAGAAGAACUGGCUGGUUCAAUGUACAUUGAUUCCAGUCAUGCUGGCCUUGGCCGGAGUCGGUUUAUACACAAUCGUGAAUCCCGGAAACACAGGUUCGCCCUUCAUUGGCGAUAAUGUGACGAG